Penicillium digitatum Pd1 is the source of this 978-nucleotide messenger RNA. RefSeq names its product aldo/keto reductase family protein. The record is from RefSeq and is a predicted model, not a curated record. NCBI's taxonomy places the organism in Eukaryota, Fungi, Ascomycota, Eurotiomycetes, Eurotiales, Aspergillaceae.
AUGGACACCCCUCGCUAUGUAUUCGGUGCCCAAGGGUUUGGUGUAGCCUGGACAGCGGACAAUGUCGACCACCUGAUGAAGAGUCUCAAGGGGGCCAAAAUUCAUCAAUUUGACACGGCUGCUCUGUAUCCCGCCACAAAUCCUGGUGAAUCUGAGAAACUACUCGGUAAAACAAAGCCAGAGGAUGCAAUCAUUAACACCAAGGUACUUUUCAUUGGCGAUGACUCUUUGGCCUUUCAAAACAUGGGAGACUCUAUCAAGGCCAGUUUGGAGCGACUGCAGGUCGAAAAGAUCCACACACUCUACGCUCAUGCCCCGGACCGCAACACCCCGAUCCCGCUACAAGCCGCACACUUCGACCAUUACUAUCGUGAGGGGUAUUUUGAACGGUUGGGUCUCUCUAACUACAGUCCAUCUGCGAUCCGUGCCUGGAUGGAAAUCGCAGUGGAGGAAAACCUUGUCAUGCCUUCCGUCUACCAAGGCCAGUACAACGUGUUCUGCCGAGGCUACGAGGAUGAACUUUUUCCCGUACUUCAUGAGUUCGGCAUUGAUUUCGAGGCAACCUCCCCUUUGGCAGGUGGAUUCCUCACUGGCAAGCUUUCCUAUUCUCCAUCGCCUGAACAGCUGGAGGGUACCCGCUUCGAGGUCGGAGAGGGUAACAUGCUUGGUGCAGUUUACCGCAUGUGGUAUGAUCAGCCCCUUUGUCACCAAGCGAUGCGAGCCUUGGACAACGUUGGUAAAAGAGUAGGAACUACAGGAGCUCAAUGCGCCCUGCGCUGGUUGCUUUUCCACUCGAAGCUCAAGGACCCUGACCGAAUUGUCAUCGGACCAAGCACCUUGAAACAGCUUCAAGACUAUGUCGACGCCCGCGAGGCUGGUCCACUUCCAGCUGACGCAGCAGGGAGCAUCAGUGCACUUUGGCCGAACCUGAAGGACGUUGCGGCAACCAUCAUUGACAGGGGAUGGUGGUCUCUGUGA